GCGAGACCGACUAAGGACGAGGCCGACCGAGACCGGCCGAGGUAGCGCGAGCCGCGGUAGCAGCAGCCGUCGACGCGAGCACGGCCCAACCGUCACCGUCAUUUCGACGUCGUGGACACUUUCUUGCCGCCGGAUCGUCCACGCGGAAAUUCGUUCUCGUCGCGGACUAGCCUUGUUCUAUUUUAGCUUGUACCAGGCAUUGUACGCGUCUUCAGCCGAUCCUUCUUCCGGUAGAACGUGAGCCGCGCGCGAAAAGUGAUCCCCCAGUGGUGUGUUCGCCUUUUAACUGGAAAGGUAGCGAUACGAAGACUCCGGGUCGAACAGCCGAUCGAACACUCGAAGCGUUUCGCCAAACGCGUCACCUUCAGCCGCCACUCUCUCGUUACAUCCGCUGAUCCAUCGUCGUUCUGUCACCUCUAGUCGCUCAGAUUCCGCGCCAGAGAAGACAAACUCAGCGAAAACGAUAACCUACUAAAAUCAAGCCGAAAGGAAAAAGCUAGAAAGGAAAAUAAAACCGAGAAAAGAAAAGAAACUAGAAGUGAAGAGAAGAAAUAUAAGAGAAAAUAUAAGAGAAGAAGAGGGUGGUGCGUAGUGGAAGCAGAAGGGUUAGGUCGUGAGGGGUCCAAGAAGCGUAGCGUUUGGGUGUGAUGUGGCGGAGCCCCCCGGGGGGCCGCGGGGGCAGGAGGUUCGAGGCAGAUCGGUCGUGAGGGCCCCAGGCACGGCUCGGUUGCCCCGCGGCGAGGUCGCCGGAGGGGCGGAGGAGGAUAUAGGAUGGUGUGACCUCCUGCGUUAUCCCGCCCGACGCGGAGGUGGUGUUGGAGGUGGCGGUGGCGGUGGUGGAGGAGGCGGCGGUGGAGCCGAGCAGCUGCUGCUCGACUCGCAGGAGGAGGAGCCGACGGCGAUGUCGAGGCAGCUUCGCGGUGAACGGGACCACGUGAGCCGUUGCGACCUCCGAGAACGCGACCUCCGAGAACGCGACCUCCGCGACUUUCGGGACCUACGCGAUAUCAGGGACCCUCGGGAUCUUAGGGACUUUCGAGACAUCCGGGACAUUAGGGACGACAGGGACGACACGGAGAGGAGUCGGGACGAUUACCUGGAUUACGAUCAUCAUCCUACUGCUGCGUCUACCUCGGCACUCACUAACAAUCCGGAAAGGUCGAACGGGAGGGCCACGCUGCACGAGGGUCGCGAUGAACUACAAUUAGUGAAUCUGUGCGUACCUCCGAGAUCGGCGAUCGUCAGGGUCAUGUUGGUUGACAAACAACGAGAAAGAAAUACGAUCAAGGUAUGAUCACUGGGAAAUACG
Molecule: messenger RNA, 1309 nt
Organism: Bombus terrestris (buff-tailed bumblebee)
Lineage: Eukaryota; Metazoa; Arthropoda; Insecta; Hymenoptera; Apidae
Product: nuclear receptor coactivator 5-like
Exons: 4
Coding region: 902-1294 (130 amino acids)
Source: RefSeq, a predicted model, not a curated record